This is a messenger RNA of Prunus armeniaca (apricot), 672 nucleotides long. The record is from the annotation of a GenBank genome assembly. NCBI's taxonomy places the organism in Eukaryota, Viridiplantae, Streptophyta, Magnoliopsida, Rosales, Rosaceae.
AUGGUUGGAGUCAGUAAGCUUGAUAAAAUGAGAAGAGUUGGGGCUAGGGAGGGAGAUGGUGGAUUCAGAAGAAGCCAUGAGGUGGACCUAAAAGAGAGGAUUGGAAUGAAUAAGGGAGAGGGAGGAAGCCCUAGAUUACACAAAGUCUCUAUUUAUACUGAUACAGAAUAUCUACUUAAGUUUAGUGCUUUGAUUCAUAGCCGGGGUCAUAGAGCAUCACUGGUAGAGCUUAUAAAUCAAAAGGAGGUCGUAGGGGAUCUUUUCAACCAACUUCGGCUAGCCUCGCAAAGGCGAACUAAAGGACGCCCUGCUCAAACCCUUGCUGCAACAAACUUGGAUGAUCAAGAACUCUCAGAAAGCAUGCAAAAGCUACUUAUAGUUAUGCAAAGACUGGACCAGAAAAUUGCUCCAAUGCUAGAAGCAGAUGGAGAGCUCUUCAACAAAAGGUGGGGAUUUCUUUCCCGUGCAGGGUUGUGGGAUAAAAGCCAUUUGAUGAGACAAAUUGAGAAGUAUGCCGAUAUAUAUACCUCCAGGGUGUCAAAUUUCUUGCAUUAUACACCUUUCAUGUAUUUCCGCUCACAGGAACAGACGCUUGCUCAUGAUUCGUACUCAUACUACUGUUCAAGGUUUAAUGGGUCUGCCGUGGAUGACGAGGUCGACUUUAUGUUGUAG